Molecule: messenger RNA, 1252 nt
Organism: Apus apus (common swift)
Lineage: Eukaryota; Metazoa; Chordata; Aves; Apodiformes; Apodidae
Gene: VPS37D
Product: VPS37D subunit of ESCRT-I
Exons: 4
Coding region: 36-899 (287 amino acids)
Biological process (GO): protein targeting to vacuole; protein targeting to membrane; ubiquitin-dependent protein catabolic process via the multivesicular body sorting pathway
Cellular component (GO): ESCRT I complex
Source: RefSeq, a predicted model, not a curated record
GGGGUCUCUGCCCGUGCCCACCCGAGACCCAGCCCAUGUCUCGGCCCCCGGCGCCCCCCGGCUCCCCGCGCCUUUUCGGGGCGCUCAGCACCGCGCAGCUCCGCGCUCUGCUGCAGGACGAGCCCCGGCUGCAGCGCGCUGCCCGCCUCAGCAGGAAGUUUCAGAGCCUGCAGCUGGAGCGGGAGAUGUGUUUGGCUUCCAACUGCAGCCUGGCCAGGGUGAACCUGUCCCUGCGCCCGCGGCUGGAGGACGGGAAGGCUUCCCUAGCCAUCAAGUACCAGGAGCUGCAGGAGAUCCGAGAGGCGUGUUGGGACAAGCAGCAGCGCCUGGAGGUGUACCUGGAGAAGUGGAGCCCGCAGAGCGCCCUGGGCCAGCUCCAAGCCAAGCUUGAUGCCUCAGAGGCAGAGUCAGAGGCACAGGUAGACCAGUUCCUGGCCCAGGACCUGCCUCUCCCUUCCUUUUUGGAGUCCUUCUGCCAGAGCCGCAUGCGCUCCCACAUCUGCCGGACACAGCUGGAGAAACUGCAGGAGCUGCUGCAGAAGGACCAGGUGGGCAGGGAUCGUGCAGGCCCCGCGGGGUGCCCAGGUGCCCUGGCUACCCCAGCACCAGCCUGCCUUGCCCUGUUGCAGAGUGGAGUAGCCCCCAAAGCCUUUGAUCCCUCCUAUGGCUUUGUGCCUGCCUUUCUCAUGCCCUCGGAGGCCGUUGUGCCUUUUGCCGUGCCAGCUGCACCUCCCAGACACCAUCUCCCAGCCCUGGAACACCAGCCAGGAUCUCCCUGCUCUGAAACCCCCAGCCCAGCCUCACCCCUGCACCUCGUGGAACACAUCCCCCCGCUCAGCCCCCAGCCCCUCCACAGGCAGCAGCAGCCACACCAGAAGCAGGAGCUUCCGCACCGGUAGCAGGGCAGGGACGGGGGUUGUCCCCAUGUUCCCGUGUCCCCACGCCUGUCACCUGGCUGGGGAAGAUGUAGGGGUGGGUGCAUGGGGCAGGCCCAGUGCCGAGGGGCUGCCAUGUCUGUUGUGCCUCUGUUGGGCUGGCACAGGGGUGGGUGCUCAGAGGGGGGACGGGGCGGGUGCUGUGCUUGGGGAGAUGCCAGGGGGGAAGGUCCUUGCAUCCACAGCAGGAGGAACAGAGACAGGAGUUGGGGUCAGGUGGUUUGUAGGGGUGUCAUUUGGGUGGGAGACAGCAGAAAAGAGGGCCCAGGAGCACUGGGUGCCAUGUGCUUUCGAAAUAAAGGCUCUUUUCCACACUU